This is a messenger RNA of Fulmarus glacialis (Northern fulmar), 385 nucleotides long. It is a transcript of the gene CUNH11orf97, whose product is annotated as chromosome unknown open reading frame, human C11orf97. The transcript is spliced from 3 exons. The record is from RefSeq and is a predicted model, not a curated record. Gene Ontology annotation, cellular component: ciliary base. The annotation marks the transcript as partial. NCBI's taxonomy places the organism in Eukaryota, Metazoa, Chordata, Aves, Procellariiformes, Procellariidae.
AUGGGGAGACAGUGGCCAUGUGCCCUGGUGGGUGGCCUUGGCUCCCGCGUGGGACAGCCACCUCACCACGCUGCAGCCCGCCAGCGCUCCCCUUUUAGAUUUACCCACCAUGGUCGUGAGGAAUCGCUCGAUGUUGGAGAGCAGGGCCUGGCUGAACACUGUCGGAAGAAAUUUGUAUAUGUUGAGCCAUCUAGGAGAGUUAAAGAAAUACUUGAAGAAGAGCUUCAUUUUCAGAGAGAAGCUAAACAUCCAGCUGCAGUGGCUCUGGAAGGAAUUUGGAGUGUGAAAAAGAAUUUCUCCAUUGGAAGCCUGAAGCCAGUGUCACAGAACAGAAACGGUUUACUUUUACAGCCUCGAUUCUACUCAAGGCAUGCAGGAAUGAAAA